Rosa chinensis is the source of this 636-nucleotide messenger RNA. RefSeq lists its product as uncharacterized. The record is from RefSeq and is a predicted model, not a curated record. NCBI's taxonomy places the organism in Eukaryota, Viridiplantae, Streptophyta, Magnoliopsida, Rosales, Rosaceae. The transcript has a single exon. The coding region runs from base 1 to 636 and encodes 211 amino acids.
AUGGCUGAGAAGAACAACCAGGCUUAUCCUAUAGCCCCAGCAAAUGGUAAUGCAAGAAGUGAUGGAGAGUCUUUGGUAUCCGAAGAUGAGCUCAAACGCAGGAAGAGAAUUAAGUUGUUUACCUAUAUUGGUAUCUUCAUUGUGUUUCAGAUCAUAGUCAUGACUGUAUUUGGUCUUACUGUGAUGAAAGUCAAGACCCCCAAGGCCAGGUUAGGGGAAAUCAACAUCCAAAGUCUCAACUCGGUCCCCGCAACACCAUCGUUCGACAUAAGCUUCACAACCCAAAUCAGGAUAAAGAACACAAAUUGGGGUCCCUACAAGUUUGAUGCAGGGACUGCCACAUUCAUGUACCAAGGUGUGCCUGUGGGACAAGUUACUAUUCCAAAGAGCAAGGCUGGAAUGCGUUCUACCAAGAAGAUCAACGUCGAGGUAGUUUUGAAUAGCAACGUAUUGCCAAACAGUUCUACUCUUGGAAGUGUAUUGAACAGUGGGGUGUUGACGCUAACCAGCCAAGUUCAACUAAAAGGAAAAGUCGAAUUGAUGCUCAUAAUGAAGAAAAACAAGAGUGCUUCCAUGGACUGCACCAUAGCUUUUGAUUUGGCUUCAAAGGUGGUUAAAACUUUACAAUGCAAGUGA